GUUGGCGGUCUCCGCAGUAACGCCGCGGCACAAAUGGCAAGUGGGCGUGGCUACGCGCUCUCUCCACCCCUCCCUCCCCCGCUUCGCGUGGGCUGGAAGAACGAAACACGACACCCAGAUAGAGGAGGAGGAGGAGGGAGAGAGUUACACGGAGUAAGUGGAAAAAGAAAAAGUCCGUGGAAAGAGAGGGAGAAAAGUGGAUCGGGCAUUUCUGCCUUCUCGCUUGUUUUGAUUUUGUCGGCUUCGCCUCGUGUUUCAGCGAGAAGGCUUGAAUAUGCAACUUCGCAGCGUAUAUGAAGUAAUCAGGAGUUCAGCGCGGACACGGUCCUCCUCCAUCGGCACGACGCGCUCCGAUAUCUGACCGUAAAAGAGCGAUUCUGUCCGGCCACAAGGCAGCGACGAGCGUCCUCCACGUUGUGGAGGAAAAACAAAACGCGAAAACUCCAAACAAACCGGGGGAGGACGUGUGAAGGGGCUGGAUUUGAGGAGGAAAAGUUUACAGAGGAGUUUUGUGUGUGAUCCUGAGCUCACCGAGAGGAAGAAGUUCACUUCAUCUCUCUCUCUCUUUCUCACUCUCUCUUUCUCAGUUAGCACGACUGCUAACGAAGCGGCUAUACUCUCCAACAUGAAGACCCCGGGCGAUACGGGGUUUGCCUUCCCAGACUGGGCCUACAAGCCGGAGUCGAGUCCUGGUUCCAGACAGAUCCAACUCUGGCACUUCAUCCUGGAGCUUCUGCGGAAGGAGGAGUACCAUGAUGUCAUCGCCUGGCAGGGGGAUUACGGCGAAUUCGUCAUCAAAGACCCGGACGAGGUGGCACGACUGUGGGGUGCCCGCAAGUGCAAACCCCAGAUGAAUUAUGACAAGCUCAGCCGAGCGCUCAGAUACUACUACAACAAAAGGAUCUUGCACAAGACCAAAGGGAAAAGAUUCACCUACAAGUUCAACUUCAACAAGCUGGUGCUGGUGAACUAUCCGUUCAUUGACAUGGGCUCUGCAGGUUCUGGUGUUCCACAAAGUGCACCGCCUGUCCCAUCAGGUGUAAGCACUCAUUUCCGCUUCCCUCCAUCCACGCCAUCGGACGUCCUCUCUCCUAGCGAGGAACUGCGCAGUCCUGGUGUCUUCAGUGCUGUGCCUCGACGCAUAGCUCGUGGCUCUGUCUCCGACUGCAGCGAUGGCACCUCCACCAACUCGGAGCUUGAGGAAACUGGCAUAGCUCCCGGUGACGACCGCCUGGCCGACCGUGCCUUCAGAAACCUGCUCCAUCCGCGCUUGUCCCACGAUUCCUUGUUCCGUGUCUACGGUGCACCGCCCAACCCAACUGGGCUCCCCAGGAGUGGGCACCAUGCGCCCCCACACAGGGUCCACCCUGAACCCUUGUCUCCAUUCCCAGUGUCCCCUCUCCCAGGCCCUGGAGGCUUGCUGGCUCCUGCUCUUUCUCCAGCUCUCUCCAUGACCCCUACAUCUCACAUGCCCUACACACCUUCUCCAUCCCUGUCUCCCAUGCUGGGCUCCCACUUCUCGUUCAAUCCAGAAGACAUGAAGCGUUACCUGCAAGCUCACACUCAGAGUGUCUACAACUAUCAUCUGAGUCCCCGUGCAUUCUUUCACUAUCCCAACAUCAUCAUCCCCCAGCCCCAGCGCCCAGACAAGGGACUGGGAGCGCCAGCGGGUGUAGGUCCACACCUGUCAAGUCACCCUCUGCACCAUCAGGCUGAGGAGCCUCAUUUAUCUCCGUUCAAGUUCAAGUUACAGCCACCACCACUGGGUCGCAAACAGAGAGAAGGGCCAAACCCGGCUGGAGCAGGACAUGCUUCAAAUUCUGGAAGCGCUGCUGCUUCCUUCUCUUACAGCGGGGAGCCUGGUGCAGCCUCAAAUUCUGCUUCAUCUGGAAUGAUGACCAACAACUCAACCCUAACUGGUCCACCAAAGAUCAAGGUUGAGCCCAUCUCAGACAUGGAGUCGGAAGAAGAAGUCGAGGUCACUGACAUCAGCGAGGAGGAGCAUGAAGACGACGAAUGUGAUGUCUUUUCCCCUCCUCACCCUAAUGGUGGCCUCGCCCCUCCACCCAACCACGAUCGCAUGACUGAUGAUGAUGAUCUCGAGGAAGAUGUCUUCAAGACCCCAGCUGCCCCUACCUCAGGGGUUGGGGUAAAUCUUUUAGGUCUUAAAGCAGAACCCCGAGAGCUAAACCUGGGCCAGGGCGCUCCUAUUAGCCCCGGGGGUACGCGCUGCAUCCCUCUGAAGCUGCGUUUUAAACGCCGCUGGAGUGAGGACCAGCGAAUGGAGGCGGGAACCGAAGAGGCCGAGGACAAGAAGAGCAGGGCAGAGAGGGAGGAACUUACCCAGGAGGUGGAGCCUAAACUGGGGGAGGAAAAUGGAGAGCAGAAGAGUCCGGAGACUUUGGCUGCACACCUGGGGACGGGCCAGAGGAGGGUGAGUUCUGAGCUGCAGCGAGCGACAGCACAGCUGUCUUUAGAAAACAACGUUUGCUGAAGAAGACAUGGUCAAACACCAACUUACCAACACAGAGCUGUCCUCCUUAAGGGCUGAAGGCAACUGUUGCUCUCAGAAGUUACGUGAAGACCAUCCAUUCAGCAUGUUCGGAUGCCCAAACCAUCUUUUUAACUUCUGUACAUGCAGGUUCACUCACUUCAAAAUAUUGCAACACUAAAAAUUAUUAAUACCGACAUCUUUUUUAUGCAUUUUAAGUACCAAGGCCCCUUUCCCAAGUUUAACCAGAGCCCCUUGCUUACCGAACCCAUUCCUUUUUGUUUGCUGUUUGCUGAUCUUUUUCUUUUUUUGUCAUGUCAUUCAUGCCAAUGAAAUUUAGUAACAUAGUCACAGGCAAGUGGACAUCGUCUUAUUUAAACAGACACUCUUGGAUGAAGUGAAAAAUGCAGGAAGGAUGCUGGCCCCACCUCAAACUCAAUCAUAGUUCUCAGACUCUGCGAUUACAGACGCUCUUUCAUUUUUUUUUGCAUACCAAGAUUCAAGUCCCAGACUUUUUGCAGAACCAGCUUGCCUUUCACUCUCAAACCAGGCCCUUCAUGUCACUGCCUUCAGAGCCAUUAAUGCUAGCGUGCUAUCAGCCUUUACUGCCGGCUCCGGACACCAACUUUCCUAGCUGUUCAGCAAGCUUAGCCGGCUGACGGGACCACUCAACAACCUCUUAACGUAUCUUAACACAUGUAUAUACAUUGGGGGAUUCGUUUUAUAUAUGUUAGUCCGUCUUCAUGACCACCAGCUGGAUGACAAAUUAUAGAUCACACACGAUAUUUCCUUCAACUUUAUUUAUUUAUUUUUUUAAAUGCAGUUUUAACCCUGAGGGAACGUAACAGGAACGUUGGGGCAACGUAUCAGAGGGCGCUUUAUGGUUUUAGCUUUCUAAUCAUCCCUAAAACCACUUAAACAAUCCUGUACACCUUGCUGUUUUGUAAAGGACGCAAAUCUUCAUGGUUUGUUGGCGGUAAAUCUCAGGCAUACCACCCCACACCCCUUUCCUCUAUCCAACAGGUUGUCUUUGAAUAUAAAGCCUUCAAAUGAACAGACAUUUGUGCCUUUUUACGGAAGACUGACUGCCCAGUGCUUUUCAAUGGGUUGCUUUAUCGACACGUACCAACUCACAUACAGGAGAGGCCUUAGAAACAUGACCUCAAACACUGCUUUUAUGCCUUAUUUAGUUUUGUACCUUAAAAGAAACUAUCCUAAAUAAGAUUUGCAUUUAGAGUCCAUAUAUUCUCUCUUUAUUGCACGAUAGUCGUAUAUAUUUGAUAAAAGAACAAACGCUGGUUUUGAUACAAAUUAUAUUUCAGAAGGUAAAUCUAUAUGGUAAAUCUAUGUCAGCGGGAUGUUUGGUUUCAGGGCCCUACAGUGCUUUACUGUGAAAGAAAAGUGUUGUUAUAGACAAACUUAAACAUAACUGACCAAUCGUUGAGAACCCUGAAUGGCACAGCUGUCCUUGGCCUUAUAAGGUCUACGUAUAGUUUUAACUCGACCCGUCGCAUUUGCGUUCUCCAUCUCAGUCUCUCUGCAGUGUUUUAGUUGUAGGAGGCUGUUCUUUAUCUAUGAUGAUCAAGAUUGAACAGGUAAGACAUCCUAUUUGGCUUCGCGUUUGCUACGGCCAGCUCAAUUUGUAGCAAAAUGCAGGGACUUCGUAGUCAAUGACGGCCUCGAAGAAAGGGACCUCACUUCACCGAACUGACAACUAGAAAGUGGACAUUCAGCCUCUUAGCCCUCAUCUAAAUAGGAAGUAUAGGACCUGACACACUUAACACUCAUUUUUUCCCCCCUCUUUUUACUUUUUUGGAGUUUGUUUGGCGGCCUUACACCGGUUCAGUAUCUGUAUUUUAACUGACAGCUGCCUUAUUUGUUAGAAAAUACUUUGUUUUCCUCUUGCUCUGUAUUCAAUAUAAACAGUGCUGUUUUAUUAUACCUUUUUUGUUUAUAUUACCAGUUAUCAUUUUUAAUGUUGGUAUUAUUGCUGGUAUUUUGUUUGUACCCCUUACCUGGAUUUUAACCUGUCAAGAUGAACAUUUUAAUAAAGUGUAUUCCUCUACCCUCUUUGAUACCAUGAUAUAAAAGUGCCCUGGCUUUGUAUUAUUGCUGGUUUUUAGUUGUAAUGAAGAAAACCAGGUGAAGAGGGAGGGUGACAUUAUGCUAUCACAUUUUUAUUUUAAUGUCUUUUUUUUUUUUUUUGGUUAUGUACAUAUAUAAAUAUAUAUUUUCCAUUUUGAGGGGAUGAUGUAAGAAAAAGACAAUUAUUUCUUGUGUUCAAGGUCUUUCUGCUUUCGCUUCUUUCUUAAAGCUUUCCAUCUGUCUCUCAACGGUUAUGUAAUACUUUGUAAAGAGAGACAAAACUUGACGUUACAAGGAACCAUGUAUACUUUAGUUUCUCGUGUGGUUUCUUUUGCUCUUGUAAUUAAAACUGUAAUCAGGGUUCAUUAAAACAGGUCAAAACGGA
Sinocyclocheilus anshuiensis is the source of this 4961-nucleotide messenger RNA. It is a transcript of the gene erf, whose product is annotated as Ets2 repressor factor. Lineage: Eukaryota; Metazoa; Chordata; Actinopteri; Cypriniformes; Cyprinidae. The coding region runs from base 626 to 2494 and encodes 622 amino acids. The record is from RefSeq and is a predicted model, not a curated record. The transcript is spliced from 5 exons. Gene Ontology annotation, cellular component: nucleus. Gene Ontology annotation, biological process: regulation of transcription by RNA polymerase II; cell differentiation. Gene Ontology annotation, molecular function: sequence-specific DNA binding; DNA-binding transcription factor activity, RNA polymerase II-specific.